Messenger RNA from Manis pentadactyla (Chinese pangolin), 4459 nucleotides. RefSeq names its product GIPC PDZ domain containing family member 3 (gene GIPC3). The coding region runs from base 1016 to 4204 and encodes 1062 amino acids. The record is from RefSeq and is a predicted model, not a curated record. The transcript has 6 exons. Gene Ontology annotation, molecular function: protein binding. Lineage: Eukaryota; Metazoa; Chordata; Mammalia; Pholidota; Manidae.
GUCUUACAUUGUCCCAAACCUUGCACAACUUGCCUUUUUCCACAUAUGUGUGGUUUCUCAGAUUCUCUCAAGGAAGGCAGCCGUGUGUCACCCCACCGUUGCUUAUAUAUAGUUAAGGAAUAUAGUUAAGCCUAUAUGCCUGUUGGAGGGCGCCUCCCUGGUGCACCAGCUGCCCCCUGGUGCCGGAGUCUCCUUCAUCUGUAACCUGGGGGUCCAUUCAUUCCCUCACCAAAGAUUGAGCACCUACCUCCAGGCAGAAGGGAGCCCAGAACCCCUACGCUGCAGCUGACAUUCCAGCUGGGGAGACAGCCAGGGCACAAGAUGAAUAAGUAAAAUGAUCUGCUUUGUUGGGUGGUGCCUGGUGCUAGAGAGCAAAAGCAAGGAGCCGAAGGAGGUGAGGAGGGAUGGAAGCACAUGGAGAUCCGGGAGCAGGUGUUUCAGAAGGAGGGGCAGCUGUGCAAAGGCCCUGGGGCAGGCCCAUGCCUGGCAUGUAGCAGGAACAGCCAGGAGGCCUCUGUGGCUACAGCAGAAGGAGCUAGAUGUGGAGAGGGGAGGCCAGGGACCAGACGGGGCAGGUCUUGCAGGGUCUUGGGGGCCUGGGGAGGACUGGGCUUGCCCCCUGGGAUGUGGGAGUGGGCAGUGCUGUAGGCAGGUGAGUACUGGGGGGAGCAGGAUGUGGUUGAGGCAUUAAAUGAGGGCGCCUAGCACAGAGUGAGGACUCCGGCGUGCUCAACUGUCCCGUCCAUUUUGGGGACCCUUGUUUUUCCCGGUCCGCAGCUCAGGUCCCCACCAGCAGCCCGGCGUCCCCGGGGGGCGCGCAGCUGGCCCUGGCAGGGCCCGGACAUCUGGGCCCGGCCCCCCCGCGCACCCCGCGGUGUCGCCUUCCCGGGCGGCUCGGGUUCCCGGAUCCCCUUACCCGCCGGCUCGGCUGUCGCGCCCUGCGCCGGGGGAGGGGAGGCUGCAGGAAGCGACGGAUCCGGCGGCGGCGGAGGCCGGUGGCCGAGCUCCUCCGGCCAUGGAGAGUGCCCGGGAAGCAGAGGCCCCGCGCCCGCCUGCGCCCGCGCCCCAGCCCUCGCCCGCGGAGCCCGCGCCCGAGCCCCGCGCCCGCCCGCGCCUGGUCUUCCGCACGCAGCUGGCGCACGGCAGCCCCACGGGCAAGAUCGAAGGCUUCACCAAUGUCCGCGAGCUCUAUGCCAAGAUCGCCGAGGCCUUCGGCAUCGCGCCCACCGAGAUCUUAUUCUGUACCCUGAACAGCCAUAAGGUGGACAUGCAGAAACUGCUGGGUGGCCAGAUAGGCUUGGAGGACUUCAUCUUCGCCCACGUGCGUGGCGAGACCAAGGAGGUGGAGGUCACUAAGACGGAGGACGCCCUGGGACUGACCAUCACGGACAACGGGGCCGGCUACGCCUUCAUCAAGAGGAUCAAGGAAGGCAGCAUCAUCAACCGGAUCGCGGCCGUGUGCGUGGGCGACAGCAUCGAGGCCAUCAACGACCACUCCAUCGUGGGCUGCCGUCACUAUGAGGUGGCCAAGAUGCUCCGGGAGCUGCCCAAGUCCCAGCCCUUCACCUUGCGCCUCGUGCAGCCCAAGAGGGCCUUUGAUAUGAUUGGCCAGAGGAGCCGGAGCAGUAAGUGUCUCAUGGAAGCAGUAGUGGCCAGUGGGAGGGAGACCCUGCGACUUCGUUCUGGGGGGGCCGCCACCGUGGAGGAAGCGCCCAGUGAAUUUGAGGAGGAGGCGUCUCAGAGGGUGGAUGACCUUCUGGAGAGUUACAUGGGCAUUCGGGACCCAGAGCUGGGUAAGGGGCCAGGCAUCCACCAUGGUGGAGACGUCCAAGGAGACCGAGAGCGUCCAGGAGUUUGCACGCUGUUUAGACUCCGUCUUGGGCGAGUUUGCCUUCCCAGACGAGUUUGUGGUGGAGGUGUGGGCUGCCAUCGGCGAGGCCAGGGAGGCCUGUGGCUAGUGUGCCCCGGCGCUCAGCGCAGCCCCAGCCCGGAGCCCGGCCCCCUGCCACAGCCCUCCUGGGCAGCUCACGAGGCUCAGCCCUGCCCCAGAGCCCAGCCUGGAUCUGAGACCCAGCCCUGCUCCAGGGUCCAGUCCAGCUCCAGAACCCAGCCCCCUUCUAGAGCUCAGGCCGGCUCUGACACCGAGCUCCCCUCUAGGACCCACACCAGUUCUGAGGCCAAGCCCUGUUCUAUAACUCAGCCUGGUGCUGAGGCCAAGCCCUGCCCCAGAAGCCAGGCCAGCUCUGAGGCCACAUUCAUCUCUAGGAGCACCCCUGAUGCUGAGGUCACACCCCGUUCCAGAAUCCAGCCCUCCUCUGGAGCCCAGGUUAGCUUAGAGACAGAGUUCAUCUCUGGAACCCAUACCGGUUCUGAGACCCAGCCCGGCUCCAGGGCCCAGUCCCCUUCUAGAACCCAGGUCGGCUGUGAAGCUAAGCUGAGCUCUGAUACCAAGUCAAGUUCUGGAACCCAUGCAACUUUUAAGACACAGCCCUGCUCUGAGAUCCAUCCCAGUCCCAGAAACCAGCCCCGCUCUACAGCCAAGCCUUGCCAGAAAACUCAACCCAGCUCUGGAACUCAAGACAGCUCCACAAUGUGGUUGCACCUGGACACGUGGUCUGGCUCAGGAAUGCCAGCCAGUUCUGGACCCCAAGAGUCCAAGAAGCAGCCCAGCUCCAGAAGCUAUGCUAGCUCAGGAUUCAAAGACAGCUCCCCAACCCAGACCAGCUCAGGAACCCAAACGCGAGCUGCAGCUCCGUCCAGGUCCGGACCCCAGCCCUGCUCGGAGACCCAGCUGCGCUCAAGCACCCAGCUCCAUCCUGGGGCCCGGCCCAGCUCCAGUGAUGAGUCCGGCUCAGAGACCGAGCCCGGCUCUAGACCCCAGGCCAGCACUACGACCAGACUUGGCUCUGGAACUCAGAGGAGCCCUGAAGCCCCAUCCAUCUCUGAGGCCAGGCCCGCCUCCAGAGCUCAGCUUAACCCCGAGCCCCAAUCUCCUUGCAGAAGGUGGACCAGCUCUAGAAUGCCGUCCAGCUCUGGGACCCAGACCCACUUCAAGGCCCGGCCGAUUUCCCGAGCUCAGCCCAGUGCAGGCAUCCUGCCCGGCUCCAAAGCCUUGCUCAGCUCUGGAGCACAGACUGACCCUGAACCCCCACCGAGCUCCGAGGCACAGUCAAUGGCUGGGUCUCAGCUGAGCUCCGGAAGCCAGCUGAAUCCAGGGAGCCAGUCUCGUCCUGGCGCCCAGACCAACGCAGUAAUCGACUUAAAUUCCACGACACUGCCCAGCUCUGAGGGCAGGCCCCGCUCCAGGCCCCCGCCCCGCCCAGGGGCUCAGCCACCUCCCGGGGCUCACCUCGCCUCGGAAACCCUGCUGCGUUCCAGGUCCCCGCUCCAGGCCGCAGCCCAAGGCAGCUCCGGUACCGAGCCGGGCUUUGAGAAGCAGACCACCUCCGGAUCUCAGCUCAGCUCCGCAGCUCAGCCCAGUUCUGGGACCCGGACAAAUUCCGGAAUUCAGCUGGGCUCCAGGGCGCAGCUCAGCUCUGAGACCCGGCUCGUCGGCUCCAGAACCCAGCCUGUUUCUAGAGCCCAGUUCAGUUCCGAGACCCAGCCCAGCUCCGGGAUUCAGUUCAGCGCCGAGACCCAGCCCAGCUCUAGGGCCCAGACCGACACCACAACUCAGCCCAGCUCUGGAGUACACCUUAGUUCCAGAACCCAGCCUGUUUCUGAAACUCAAUCCAGGUCCAGAACCCAGACCAGCUCCGGAACCCAGCUCAGCUCCAGGAAUGGGCUCCGCCCACAGGCCCCAGACCGUGACCCUGGAGCUCAGCCCGAUCCCACCUCCCCAGCCCAACCGCAGCCCCCGGGCCCCCCACCCAGAGCCCCGACUCCAGACCCUAGCAAAGUCCCUGCACCUCAGCUUCAGCCCCACCACCUGGCACAUGGAACCCUGGCCAGUGUCGGCCGGGGCCAAAGCCCGCCAGCUCCCCAUCUGGCCCCAUGGCCACAGAUCCCCCGGAAACCAGCCCUUUCCCCCAAGCCUCAGCUGGGACCCCAGAAGUGCAUCCCAAGCACCAUAUCAGGCACCCCUAGUGCGGCCCCCAGGGCAGCCCUGCAGCAUUUCCAGCCCCCCAAGCCCCCAGCUCAGAGGCCCGCCCCUACCCCCACGCUCAGGGGGUCAGAGCCCCUCCCCCAACACAGGGGGCCAUAGCUUGGGGGUGACAUAGUUUUGCCCCCACCCCUGCUCCUGCCCCUCGCAGCCCAGGUCCCCCGGGAAGCAGUCAGUGACCUCAUUCCCCCAGUAGGCCAGGAAGGGUGGAAACGGGCUUCAAUUUCACUCCGCCUGGCUCAGGGAGGUGUAAGCGGAUCCCAGGUCUGUGGAGGGGAAGGGGGGCAGGCAGCUCUUGCUCCUCAUGUACCUCCAGGGCUUGUAGGAAUAAAGUUGCCCCCAACCCUGCAGCUGGCU